UUCGUCCUCACCUUCAGCAUCAUCAGAGGGGAGGAGCGCACGAGGAGCGUGUGUGACAGAGGGCCGCAUCCUCGCGUUGCUGCAGAUGAAGCAUGGCAGGCGACCGCGAGACAAAGCCAGCUGACCGAGCCGAAUAUGAGCGCGUGCACCGGCAGCCUUUCCUCAUCGGGGUGGCUGGGGGGACAGCCAGCGGGAAGUCCUCAGUGUGCAGUAAGAUCAUGGAGCUGCUGGGGCAGAAUGAGAUCGACCACCACCAGCGACAAGUGGCCAUCCUCAGCCAGGACAGCUUCUACAGGGUCCUCACCCAGGAGCAGAAGGCCAUGGCCCUCAAAGGCCAGUUCAACUUCGACCACCCAGAUGCAUUUGACAACGACCUCAUUAUUUCGACCUUGUGGGACCUCAAGAAGGGACAAACUGUACACAUCCCUGUGUACGACUUUGUUUCCCACUCCAGGAAUGAGGCGAUGGUGACGGUGUACCCAGCUGACGUGGUGCUGUUCGAGGGCAUCCUCAUGUUCUAUUCUCAGGAGAUCCGAGACCUCUUCCAAAUGAAGCUGUUUGUGGACACUGACGCAGACACACGUCUCUCUCGAAGAGUGCUGCGCGAUAUCAGUGAACGUGGACGAGACUUGGAGAGCGUUCUGGCGCAGUACAUUACUUUUGUCAAGCCUGCGUUUGAGGAGUUCUGUCUGCCAACGAAGAAAUAUGCUGAUGUGAUCAUACCGAGAGGAGUGGACAACCUCGUUGCCAUAAACCUUAUAGUCCAGCACAUCCAGGACAUUGUGACCGGUGGUCUGACCAAGCGGCUGAACGGCUGCUUUAACGGUUGUGGAGCAACGAAGAAGCAGCCGAACAUGGAGUCCAGCAGCCGACCCCACUGAGUGCCGCGUCCGUCUGGACCGGCCCAGGAGCAUCAGGCGAUCAAAAGGCUGGUCUUUGAGAUGAUUCAGUUUGGACUGAGGAAAUGAGGCGACGCCAGUCAUCUGUGCAAUUGGUUUAAGGGUUUUAUUGAGUUCCUUUUUUCUCUUUAACUCGUGUACUGUAUGAGAUGGAGAAAACAACACUCUACAGGGCUACCUUUUUUGAUUCAAUUUCUCUCUGCUGCUCAACUUAACCACAGCACUGCACUGAAGAAUGUCCCAACACUUGACAGCUUUUAACCACACAAUAAAUAGUGUAGCAACAUGCUUUCAGGCAGGGCCUUACCCUAUCCCACUUCUCUAAAAGGUUCAACAUACCUUUAUCAAUGCAACUUUAGAUCUUUUUGAAACUCUGUAUGAAGAAUAUUUUGAUUUAUAAUUCAAAUGUACUGAUAUUUCUGUCUUUGAGUCCCUAGUUGCACCUCCUGUCUCAUUUAAAAACUGAAAUAGUCUAAUUAACCAACCGAUUCCACCUCAAAUCAUCUGAUGUAUGACAUCACCAAAGAUCAUUUUCCGUGCCAUCUUUGCAGAAUAAUUGUGUAAAUUUGUUUAUGAUGCUGCCAUUACUGUAAUCCAUUUAAUGUGAUGUUGGUAACAUUAAGUAUUGCUUACAUUUAGAAAUAACCACUUUCCAUUGACUCCUAUAAACUUGAAUCUUCUGAUUCAUACAUAUGCAAGUUUAUUUAAAAAUAAACAGUGAAGGUGUUGUCACUAAAUGCAUUGAGUUGUAAAUGUCACAAAGUACUAAGUACCCAAUGUGAAAUGUGUUCUGUAAAUGUUUGGAGUUUCCUUCUUGUAUAGUUUUCUCAUGAUAAAGUUCUCAGGUACUUUGUUUGCUAGACUUGACGCACCUAUCAUUUCCAAAGUCUUGAAUUUUCUUUCAAAUUAAACUUUUUUUUUAAAAAGACAA
Molecule: messenger RNA, 1830 nt
Organism: Eleginops maclovinus (Patagonian blennie)
Lineage: Eukaryota; Metazoa; Chordata; Actinopteri; Perciformes; Eleginopidae
Gene: uck2a
Product: uridine-cytidine kinase 2a
Exons: 7
Coding region: 93-881 (262 amino acids)
Cellular component (GO): cytoplasm
Molecular function (GO): ATP binding; ribosylnicotinamide kinase activity
Source: RefSeq, a predicted model, not a curated record